Molecule: messenger RNA, 975 nt
Organism: Microthlaspi erraticum
Lineage: Eukaryota; Viridiplantae; Streptophyta; Magnoliopsida; Brassicales; Brassicaceae
Source: the annotation of a GenBank genome assembly
AUGGUCUCGGCUCGACCUCUGGUAAAUAAAGGGCUAAUUAAAAGAGUUGGUUCAGGGAAUUCUAUCUCGGUUUGGGAAGAUCCCUGGAUCCCAGCUUCUCGCCCGAGGCCAGCCACAGGACACGGGGCUAAUUUUUACCCUCAUCUUUGGGUGAGUGAAUUGAUGACACCCGGCACAUCAACGUGGAAUUUACCACUAUUACAUCAGCUUUUUGAUAGCGAGGAUGUUCCCAUCAUUUUAGGGAUUCCGACAUCCAGCACCACUAGGCCGGACUCGAUGGGAUGGUUUUUUACAAAAUCGGGAACCUAUACGGUAAAAUCAGGGUACAUUUUGGCGCAACAAAGUCUUGAUGAGGCUAAUCCGAUCAAGUAUGGUCCGGAUAUAAGUCCACUACAAGCAUACACGUGGAAAGUGAAAUGGGCACGGCUACGGAGUCGCGGCAUUCAAAUCGACCCACAGUGCGUGCGGUGUGGUAUGGCUCCGGAAACGGUUAAUCAUAUGUUAUUUGAAUGUCCACCAGCGUUACAGGUGUGGGCUUUAUCCCCUAUUCCUACAGCAUUGGACCAUUUCCCAACAGGAGAUCCUAAUGAUAUUAUUAAUCAUGCGGCAAGUGAGGCGGUAGCGUGCAGAACGGCACAAGAAAAACAGGAGGUAACCCCGGCCCUGGUGGGGGAUCCGGCUGAGUUAUCUGUCAAAGGUGAAAUUUGUCAGAUUGAUGGAUCAUGGAAAGCCACAGAUCCCCGAGCGGGUCUAGGUUGGUAUAAUUUUAAUACGGAAACGGGCGAAAAGCUCAUGGGUACAUGUAACUUAAGGCGGGGUAUAUCACCACUCCAGGCAAAGCUUGAAGCGCUGGUAUGGGCCAUGCAGUGCAUGUUACGGCAGAAGAAGUUAACAAUAGUGUUUCAAACGGACUGUUCCGAUGUGGUAAAGAUGGUGUCUAAACCCGAGGAGUGGCAGCUUUUGCAACAAGACUAG